Eimeria tenella is the source of this 1452-nucleotide messenger RNA. RefSeq names its product GPI mannosyltransferase 1, putative. Gene Ontology annotation, molecular function: GPI mannosyltransferase activity; alpha-1,4-mannosyltransferase activity. Lineage: Eukaryota; Apicomplexa; Conoidasida; Eucoccidiorida; Eimeriidae. The record is from RefSeq and is a predicted model, not a curated record. Bases 1 to 1452 code for a protein of 483 amino acids. Gene Ontology annotation, cellular component: membrane; glycosylphosphatidylinositol-mannosyltransferase I complex. The transcript has 10 exons. Gene Ontology annotation, biological process: GPI anchor biosynthetic process.
AUGCCCACUGUGAGCCGCCCUGAACACACUUUACCUGAGCAAUAUCUAGUGUUGGUUUUUCAGGCCUUAAGGCUCAGGGUUGUGACAGCUGCUCUUCGUUCAGUGGAUGUCAAGUUUACUGACGUCGACUAUAAGGUCUACACAGAUGCUGCGGCCCACGUAUUGAAAGGCGGCUCCCCCUAUGAGCGACACACUUACAGAUAUUCUCCUUUGGUGGCGUACUUGUGUCUUCCCAACCUGUUGGGAUGCCCAUUUUUCGGAAAGUUAUUAUUCUGCUGCAUCGAUUUGGCUAUAGCUCUGUUGAUAGAGAAAGGGCUAUGGAGAAUACAUGAGGAGUGUCGGCACAGCAGGCAAGAGGAGGGGGGUUCCACCCGUGGACGGCGGCACAACGCAAUAUCCGUGGCAGAGAACAUGAGCAGCAACAUAAGCAAGAGCAGCAGCAGCAGCGGGGAAUAUCCCGUGCACACGUUUUUGCUACCUUGGUGCUGCUGGCUGAUCCACCCGGUUGUGGCCACCGUGAGCGCCCGUGGCAACGCGGACUCAAUCCCCUGCCUUUUUGUGCUGCUGACGGUCGAUGCCGUUCGCUCUCAGAGGCUUCUAUUGUCGGCAGUGCUAUAUUGCCUGGCCGUCCAUGUUAAGCUUUACCCUGUUAUUUACGGAGUUCCCAUUUUGCUGUAUAUGCAGGAAGGGGAGAUUCCAGUGUAUCUUACAUUUCUUCCUCACCGCCCCAAGGGCUUUUUGAGGCAGCUCUUUUGGGGGCUUGUUUCUGCUCCUGUUGCGGCUCUGCUGUUGCCGUUCCGCGCAUGCUGCUUCUUGUUGCGCAAUAUGGGGCGUCGGCAGUGGGCUUUUGGGCUCCUCUCAGUUUUCAGUUGCUUUGCGAUAGGGUCGCUGUUUUACCACUUGUACGGCUUUCCCUUUGUCUUCGAGUCCUACUUGUACCACGCCACCCGCAGCGACCAUCGUCACAACCUAUCACUUUUUUUCUAUCUUCUCUAUCUUGAUUCGUUGGCGCCCCUCAAGACUGUCACAUUCGUGGCACUCAACAAAGUGUGCACCACUCAGGCAAGUUGCACAGCCUUCACGAAAUUGUUUGGAGUUGAGGUUCUGAGGUUCCUUCCAUACUUUCUUUGGUGGCUAUGCUUGUUGCCAUUUGCUGUUGCGGCAACAGACCUAAAAAAGAAAACAAUAACGCAGGCAUUCGUGGCCAUGGCCAUUUUUCAACUGGCUUGUUUGCUUUGGCUGUUCUUCGGUUACCAACUCGAGUUCGAGGGGAAGCCGGUUUUCUUGAAGCUGAUGUUCGCUUCUGCGAUCUUCACGCUUAGCCAGUUGGGACUGGUUGUAUUUUUCGUUCUAAAAAUUCGUUCAAACGACGCAGGCCAGAAGGCCAAAGGCAGCUGCGUCGAUGUCGCUGGUGCUGCUCAAGUAGCAGCAUUGGAGAGGAAGCAGGUUUAG